Aspergillus japonicus CBS 114.51 is the source of this 1627-nucleotide messenger RNA. It is a transcript of the gene tpcE, whose product is annotated as Zn(II)2Cys6 domain-containing transcription factor tpcE. Gene Ontology annotation, molecular function: zinc ion binding; DNA binding; DNA-binding transcription factor activity, RNA polymerase II-specific. Gene Ontology annotation, biological process: regulation of DNA-templated transcription; aflatoxin biosynthetic process. Gene Ontology annotation, cellular component: nucleus. NCBI's taxonomy places the organism in Eukaryota, Fungi, Ascomycota, Eurotiomycetes, Eurotiales, Aspergillaceae. The coding region runs from base 437 to 1627 and encodes 396 amino acids. The record is from RefSeq and is a predicted model, not a curated record. The transcript has 2 exons.
CCGAUUGAUUAUCGGCAGCACGUCACUUUCGCCGAUCAUUGGCUAGAGUUUCGCCAUUACUAUUGCCUCUGAGAGUACCUAGUGGACUGCCAGGUGGGCCGGAGUGAGUGAGUGGUGGUGCUUGAACUAGGGCUUUUAUCGAUGACCGGACACCAAUCAAGUUGAAGGCUUUCGCAGUGACUCCGGCUGAAGAGGAGCAUCAUGCCUACUAAGUACCCUUUGUUUGGCGCCUUAUAAAUCGGGAAACUGGUCUAAGCUGGGAUAAACAGGAUCGACAUAAGCCACAGCUCGUGAUUGGGAAGUUUUGUCCACCAUAGUUCGCGGUCCGCAAGGGCUGUAGAUUGCGCAGCAUUAAGAAGAUGGGACCACGCCCUCGUCGCAUUCUCUACUGCCCGUUCGGCGAUUGAAUCACCCUGCCUUCCUCCAGGUCUAUACUAUGGCUUCACCAUUGCCGACCGCUUCCUCACGCGCCUCGUCCAAAUUGCGCAAAUCUUGUGAUUUGUGUGCGGCGACCAAAGUCGGGUGCACCAAAGAGAAGCCAAGCUGUGCUCGCUGUGCCAAACGAGAUCACCCCUGCGUGUAUAGCACUGCAAAGCGUGCGGGUCGUACAUCGGGGAAGACUCAACCCAGAGCACGAAGGGACUCGGCUUUGACGAUGACAGCGACAAUGACCGCCACAGCGUCACCAAGUCCCACAUUCACGUCAGCACAGGCCAGCGACACCACCAGUCCGUCCACACCGGGAGGUACUGGGCUCUCCCCGGCGCUCGAUCUCCAGAGACAAUGCUCGCCAUAUCCGGAUAUCUUUGGGGCCUUGAGAUCACUCGACGAGAAUUGCCUAUCAUCCCUGCCCGCGAGUUCGUUCCCAGAUUUAGACGAGCUCUUCGCAUCGGCCGUAGGACUUCCUCUAGAACCGCAAAAUGAUGCAUCCACCUUCUUUGACUUCAGCCUCGACGACACCGGGACGGUGCGACCUCACAUCAAUCCAGCACCGUCGAUCAGCGGUCCCACCUCGGCCGGCUGCCAAUGCUUGGCUCGUGCUCUGGCGCUGCUAGCCGAUCUGUCCCCGGGCAAUCCGGGGUGCGGCAACGAUCCGGGUACCACCACGCCCGCGCUGCCUGAUUUCGAACGGGUUCUCGCCCAAAACGAGCAGACCAGUGAGACCGUCCGGACAAUUCUGCAAUGCAACUGUACCAACGACAGCUACCUGCUCAUCACUCUGUCUCUCGUGGUCUUUCGGGUCAUUGCAUGGUACACCGCGGCCACGGGCGCUGCAUCAGGCGAAGACCCACUCGAGCCCGUCCUGCAGGGCCCCCCCUCCACCGACUGCGCGUGCGAAGAUGAACAGCGUAUUGCCGUGCAGCGCAUCCUCUCCAAACUCGCAGGCGUCCAGGCAUCCGUCGAUCUGCUGUCCCAGCGGCUGCGCCGCAUCUCCGAAACGGCCGGGGAGGAGCCGCAGGACAAGGACACCUGUGACCCCUCGCUGCACAUGACUAGCCCCCUUGCAGGAGGACUCCAUGCGUUUUUGAAGCCAUUCUCACCCAGCUUGGUGAACACUCUGGAAACGGAUCUGCGGAAGCGUCUUUCUGACCUGUCAAGGGCUAUUGUGGACCGCUUGCGGCGGUAA